Penaeus vannamei (Pacific white shrimp) is the source of this 2499-nucleotide messenger RNA. The record is from RefSeq and is a predicted model, not a curated record. Lineage: Eukaryota; Metazoa; Arthropoda; Malacostraca; Decapoda; Penaeidae.
UCCUGCCGAAGUACCUGGAGAGUCAGUUCCGCUUGCCCGUCCACAGCGCCGCCAUGGUGUCAGGUAUGGGCGGGAUUAUGGUGAUGGGCGUGGGCAUCUUCACCAGCGGCAUCUUCAUAAGGCGAGCCAAGCCCUCCGCCCGCGCCGUCUCAGGAUGGAUCGCCCUCACCGCCCUCGUCUAUUCCUCGGAAUGGGUGGAUCCUAUGGUUCGUUGGGACGCCCGCGAGGAUCUCUCGCGGUCGGCGCCUCGAGAAUGGGCCCUGAGCGGCAAGCAUUUCGUGGAGGUGUGCAACAGGACCUGCGGGAACUGCGACGACAGCGCCUUCGCUCCGGUCUGCGGGACGAACGCGAGGACCUACUUCUCCGCCUGCCAUCUCGGCUGCUCGAAUGUCACCAAUUUCAAGGAAGAAAAUAAACUUGUGUUCUCAGAUUGCGAGUGUCUUCCCGAGGGAGAAACAGCUGUUCUGAGGCUUUGCGAACUUGAUUGUUCCAACUUUACCUGGUAUGUUAUUAUAUUUUCCAUCUUCGUAUUGAUACAUUCCACAUCAGAAGUCGGUGGCAUGCUGGUCACCCUUCGCUGUGUAGAUCCCAAAGACAAAGCGAUGGCUCUUGGUCUCAUCUCUGGUGCUAUUGGUCUAUUCGGUAAUGUGCCAUGUCCCAUUAUAUAUGGUGCUGUGGUAGACUACGCGUGUAUUCACUGGCAGGAGACUUGCGAAGAGCCUGGUGCAUGUCAGCUCUAUGACACUGAUAUAUUUAGAAUGUUCUUCCAUGGUAUCACAGGUAGUGUGAUGAUGUUGGCAUUUAUCGUGGACGCAGUGGUGUGGUACAGGGCCAAGUCCGUGUCCUUCACCGACAUGGACGACACGUUCGAGGAGGCCACGUCCAUGAGCCACAAGUCGGUGUCGCGGUCCCCGUCCACGGCCAUGAUCACCAUCCAGUCCCCCACGACGUCCACGGCGCAGGACGUCUCUCCGAAGCUGUCGCCGAGUGAGGGGGAGCCUUCCGUCAGUCACGAGGACCAACCUGUAUCGAGUGUGUGAUAGGAAGGAAAGAAGACAAGGAAUAAUAGAAAAAAAAAGAAAAAAAAUAUAUAAAUCCCAUUUCACUGAAGUAAAAAAAGCAUUAUAUUCAUCCACAUAAUUGCCAACAUAGUGCCACAUUAUCUUCACUAAUUUUCAUGGACUGGAAGCAUGAUAAGGCAUGGCUCAACUCCUGUAUAUCACGGCAUGUGAUGGACCGUCAUUUCUUAUAAAGUCUUCAUUUUUGUAUGUAUCCAUAUGUAACGGUAACUAAGCCAAGUUACACUCUAUGACAGACUAGUCUUGACUUCCAGGAGUGGCUUGUCUUAGAUGCUCCCCGAUCCUUUAUUUCUGUGAUGAGAACCAACUUUCACCUUUCAUGUAGUACCAUUAAUUAAUAAAGACUGGAGAGACAUUGUAACCUCGCAAGCAGUGAAAUCAAGCCUGACACAGUUCUUAACUGUCGCAUCGCUCACAGUGAAUCCACGUUCAGAAAUCUAAGACUGAUCAAGGGACUGGGAUAGAGAGAUAUCGGGACAAGGAUAUUCUCAGUGUCUUGGAUCAGCUGGUACUCAACUUGCCAAUGUUUGAAAAGUUGGAACAGAAUGAUAGUGUGUCAUCUGUACAUAUAAAUAUAUUUAGAAAAUGCUAGUAUAAUAAGAGCUUUCAUGAAUGAUUAUUGUUGUCUUCAGAAUAUAAAACUUGUACUAAUGCUCCGUUGUAUUAUCUGCAACCAGAGCAAUUUAUUGACAGGAUGUACUUUAGCCUUGGUUAUUUUAUAUGUCAUGAAUCUUAUUUUUAUUUUUUUCUCUAGUACACUAGAUUUAGUGUCAAAGAUUCCUUGGCUGAUAGAAGACAAAAUUUUAAGUUAACUAAUGCUUUUCAAAUAUUUUAUAGAUGAAACUACAGUAUAUACACACCAUUAUAACCUCACAACAACUGAAAAGUUUUUUUUAAAUUCACAUAACUAAGCAGGAGUUUUUUAAUGCACGUUGUUUUUAACUUUAUAUAGGUUUUAGUAAAUCCUAAAAAGUUUCACUAGCUAUUGCUCAAUAUUUAAAUAGAAUAUAAGGAAUGCAAUACAACUAGCUAGUUACUAGUCUCAUAAAAGGCAUUCUGUUGUUCCUGUGAUGAACCUCUCUUUAGGGUUUAUGAAGUGAGUAUACAGCAUAUUCACUAAUGUAAAGUAUUUCGUUCACGUUAAUGUCAUAUUUGCCAGUGCGCUAAGUGAAUACGUUUUCAUGUUAAUUCAGUUAAUAAGAUGAAAUGACGAUCAGUGACACGUUCUUUCCACGAAUAAAUCGGUUUUUGUGAGGUUGUACUGUAUAAGGAAGGUAGUACUGUAUUCUAAACUGGAAAAUGCUAUGGCUUAUUUUCCAUUAAAGUAGCAGAGAGAGGUUGUGCUUGUAAAAUAUUAAUUUGAAAUGUUAUUUUAUUUUUCAUCAGAUUAAUUACAAAAAAAAUAAAGAUAUGUAUUGUG